GCCUUACGGCCCAUUCCGGGCGGAGAAAGAGAGGGGUGAGGAAAGGAAAGGAAAGGAAAGGAAAGGAAAGGCAGGAUUCAGCCUUUUUUUUUAUACAGUAACCGGCCUGCUUUAAUCUGAAGAUUCCCACAAGGCUUUCAGGCAGCUAACUAUCGGGAUUCAUCACCGACAGGGUUUCCGUGUUUCUGGAUGUUAAAAUAUGAACGGUUUUUAUUCCGCGACUGAUAUUUUCUCUGUUUUAUUUUAUUGAACGCUGGGCAAAGCUCGAACCAGUGGAUGGAGCAUGGAGCCUGUCGGUGUUAGCACAGCUAGCUAGCUUCAUUUGAGGAACAUAGUUCGCUACCUCAGUUUAUUUAACGUCGAAAUUGAACGAACUCAAGAAGAAGCUAAGAUCAAAUUAGCUUUGUUUAUCGUUUUAGCUUCAUUUUACAAGCCCGUGUUGUGCUCGUAUAGCUUGCUUGCCUGCUAGCUAGCUAGCUAACUAACUAGCUAACUCGGCUAGCUAACUCUGCUAAUACGGUUUUUUGUCGGUGUGAAUUUUGUCGUUUAUUCUCUCACGUAGAGCUUCGCCGUUACCGUUCGCUUGUUUGAGUGACAGAUUAAUCGCGGUUCGAUAAACAAACACACGGAAAGCUAAAAUCGUUCGGUUUUGACAGAAUUUAGCUGAUUAGCACAGAACCGAGAAAGAGGACAAGGCGCAGUCACAAGAACGAGGCGCUGGGAAGAGCUCGUUUGUGCUUUAGGAUUAAACCGUUACUAGGAAGAAGAAAAAGGAAAAAAAAAUCAAGGAGAAGAUUUGGGUAAAAUAUGUCUGGUCGUCCCAGAACCACGUCUUUUGCAGAAAGCUGCAAACCUGCUGUGCCGCAGCCUUCAGCCUUCGGGAACAUGAAAGUCAGCAGAGAUAAAGACGGCAGCAAGGUGACGACGGUGGGCGCGACCCCCGGCCAAGGUCCCGAUCGGCCUCAGGAGGUCAGCUACACGGACACCAAGGUCAUCGGAAACGGUUCGUUCGGAGUGGUUUACCAGGCCAAGCUGUGCGACACUGGAGAACUGGUGGCCAUCAAGAAAGUCCUGCAAGACAAGAGGUUUAAAAACCGUGAGCUGCAGAUCAUGAGGAAGUUGGACCACUGCAACAUUGUACGACUACGCUACUUCUUCUACUCCAGCGGGGAUAAGAAAGAUGAGGUGUAUCUAAACUUGGUUCUGGAUUACGUCCCAGAGACGGUGUAUCGAGUGUCGCGUCACUACAGUCGAGCCAAGCAGAUCCUCCCUAUGAUCUACGUAAAGCUCUACAUGUACCAGUUGUUCCGGAGCCUGGCGUACAUCCACUCCUUCGGUAUCUGUCAUCGGGACAUCAAGCCCCAGAACCUGCUGCUGGACCCGGAGACUGCCGUGCUCAAGCUCUGCGACUUCGGCAGUGCUAAGCAGCUGGUACGGGGCGAGCCAAACGUCUCCUACAUCUGCUCUCGUUACUACCGAGCCCCGGAGCUCAUCUUCGGAGCCACAGAUUACACCUCCAGCAUAGACGUCUGGUCAGCUGGAUGCGUGCUAGCGGAGCUGCUGCUUGGACAGCCCAUCUUCCCUGGUGACAGCGGAGUGGACCAGUUAGUUGAGAUCAUCAAGGUGUUGGGGACUCCCACACGUGAGCAGAUUCGUGAAAUGAACCCCAACUACACAGAGUUCAAGUUUCCUCAAAUUAAAGCUCACCCAUGGACUAAGGUCUUCCGGCCGAAGACUCCUCCAGAGGCGAUCGCUCUGUGUUCUCGGUUGUUGGAGUACACACCCACAGCACGUCUCACUCCUCUAGAGGCUUGUGCACACGCCUUCUUUGACGAGCUCCGCGCUCCUGCUCUCAAGCUCCCCAAUGGCCGAGAGAGACCCCCGCUUUUCAACUUCACCACACAGGAAUUGUCCAGUAACCCUUCACUGGUGUCUAUACUCAUCCCUGCACAUGUCCGCAACCAACCUGGAGCCUCCUCUCCUUCUAAUGCCUCCUCUACUGCAGAUACCAGCAGCGGUGACCGUGGCCCAGGCCCCAACGCCGCCUCUGGCUCCGCCCCCAACCCAUCGACCUGAGCACCACCUGCUCCUCAACAGGCCAAUCCCAUGCUGCUGCUCAUUAACCAUGCCCACUCCUCACAAUGUCAGGGGCGGGCUACGAAAAAAGAAAGAAAACAACAAAAAAAAAAAAAGCUCAUGAUGAGAUCUGGAUGAACCAACUGAACUUUAUAACCUUCUCUCCCACACCCUCCCAACUACCCUUGUCAUUUUGAUUAUUUUUAUUGUUUUAUAUUUAUUUAUACUAAAGGACAGGAAGGAUGUCUUUAAAAGCCUCUCGACAGAUCUCGGCUCUGGAAGAAGAGCAACAGGAGACUGUGGAGUUGUUUAGAUGAUAAUAUAUAAACAUGUCUGCUUAUAAAGAGAUACUGAUAUUUAGACCUAUGCUACAAAUUUCUGUGAGUCUCUUAUGAUGAUUAUUUUUAAAAUUGGUUCAUUGUAGCCUUUGUUGCCGGUUUUACAGAUAGGAAAUGCAGAUUUGAGGCCCUCCCCCACCAUGACCCUUGCUUUGACCCAUGAGAACAAAGUAAGAGGCUGAUUAUCUGCGCUCCUCAAAAGAAAAGAUGGAGACAGCAGAACUUACAAUGGAGUUUUUCAGCUUGUGGAUGGACAUUUUUGGUUUAGAGCUGAUAUGAUCUGAGGUCAGUGUGCUGAAAUCGGAUCAGCAUCCACCUGUUCUAGUAUGAGGGCAAAACCGAUCCGAGAUUUGGUCACGGUUAAGGUUAAAGUAUUGAGUUGGGUUAGAUAACUGAUCUCAAAUCAGCUUUAAAGGGCUACUUCCACCUGGAAGGCAUAUGACGAGAACAGACUCCCCAGGCAUCAUAUGUAGUGGCUUCUUGUGAACGAUCUUGUGUGUAUGAUGUAGUUUGUUUGUUUUGUUUUUUUUUUUCCUCACCUCAAUGUUGGGUCAAUGCGCUUCUUUAUUCAUUCAAUAUCCAUGUUGGUUUUGGAAGGAGUAUAAUCAUGUUGUUCUCCUUCACCUCCUCCUCCACAUGUUAGUCUUCCCAUCGUUUUCUCUGUACAGUCCCACUGAAACGCUUGUAUGUGCUUCUUGCAUACAAAAUCCAGGUUCAUCAUGUGUAUGUAUGUGCGUGCAUGAGCACGCAUGCUGUAUAUCUACUGUAUUUAAAAGAAAACUGACAAUGAACAAGGGCAGAAGUGAAAUCAUACUACGGACGAACUACUUCCCUAGCCGUCGAGUCCAAAAUAGCAGAAAGAAUCAUAGCGGAUGCAGCUGUUUAUUGUGUAAUAGUUUGAGUGCCUUUGCUUUCAUGGAUUUUUUUUUUUUCUUUUCUGUUUUUAUUGUUUUGUUUUUUGUCCAUGUUUUGUUCUGUGUCUAACCAGGCCAUUCCUAAUCUUGGGCCGGGUUUUAGUGUGUUUUUGUUUUGUUUUUUAAAUUAUACAAGUAGUACAAUGACUGAUACAGGCGAAGGCUUCAUUCUAAAUCAUUUUGAGUUUAGUGCAAGUUUGCAUUAGUGGCCAGCGUUCACUAUUAUGCUGAUUCAACUCGAAUUUCAUUGGCCGUGUAACCCUUGCUGAUUCUAGAGUGUAAAAUGGACUGCAGCCAGUCCUUUGCUGCUGAUCUGGGACCAGUUAGCUGGCUCUGAAUCAGAAGCAUGGCUGAGUCAUAUAGCAAACCUCCCUGGAGUGCUGCUGGAAAGCUGCUGCUCUUCUGUUGUAUCGUUCUUUAGUUUGUUCUUGCAUUAUUGCCUGGGUCACUAUUGUAGUUUUGGGCCAACGAUGCAUCACGCAUCACAUGCUGACUAUUACGAGUUUGGCAUUACAAGUUAGCACGCUAACUGGUUUGUUAAGCAUGUCUUCACUUUAGUUUGGCUUCACCACAUUUACACAGUUUUUCCGUUCGUUCAGCGAAAGUGGAAUCACUCAGACAAGAAGUCUUCAGUGCGUGAGGCUGAUUAUCUAAUGUCUGUCUCACUCAAACUCGUCAUUGAUACUUUUUCAGUUUUUUUUUUUUUUUUUUUUUUAAAUAAAUGCUUCUGUAAAAUAGAUCAAAUCCUCCUUGUUUACGGUUGUUUUAGGAGAAUCCUAGAGAUAAGAAUGAUCUAUGAUACGGCUUGUCCAAGCGGCUGCUCCUAUUACAUUCAUCCAGAUACACUACACUAUGUUGCUUCCAGAACAUCACCAGCAGUUGUGUGUGACUUCACCAGGCACAGUUUGAGGCUGAUAUUUACAGGGUUUUGUCUUGGGUGAAUCAGGGCUCUGUAUUACAUUAUCCAUGCAGCUUUUCUGUUCCAUGUGACACCGGGGUUCUUGGCGUACAAUGUCGGAAAAAUUGUGUAAAAUCUGUGUUCCAGACUAUUCAUUAUUUCAACCGAAGCGAGCUCGCUAAACAGUCUCUCGCUUCAUAAUACAUGCCUUUUUAAUAGAUUUAAUUGUAUCCGUCAGGAUGCAACGGGUAAAAUCUGGCCCUUUGUUCAGCACUUCAUGUUAAGUGCAUUUAGUAAAUUCAGCUAGAGACAACAAAUAAACACGUGACCAUGCAGCUUCUCCUGAUUUAUUCAAUCGAAAUUUUGUUAUUCGGUGCUGAACUAUUGGUCAGAUUGUAUUUCUGUGACCCUCUACACUGACGCCGAGGCUGCUUUCUACCCUAAGAGCUCACUAAACAAUGGGAAGAAAAGGAUUUAUUAUUAUUAUUAUUAUUUUUUUUUUUAUCUCCCUUUCCUAUGGUGCUCAUAUGUUACUAUCCCCUUUCCUUUAUUGUAGUUUUACUCACAGGAGACUUGAUGAUAAGAAAACGAUGCUCUUAUUUCGCUUCAGCCAUUCAGAGAACUGUUUUAAAAUGUACUCGCGUAGGAAGUUUUAGCUGUUUUUUUGCCGGUUUUUUUCUUUUUGUUUAAUAUCUUUUUUUUACCCACUAACUAGUAAGAAAGGGAUGUGAUGUAUGAUGUCAUGUUCUGCAGUAUUACCUAAUCUACUCAAUGGCAAUAAGUAUUACACAAGUGGAUGUUGGGAUUUUAUUUUUUAUUCUUAUUUUGUUUACAAUGCUCUAACACGUGCUUUCAGCAGCACCCAGUUAAAAGGGAGAGAUGUCAUGUAGCACUAAGUAUAUCAUUAAAAAAAAUAAUAAUGAAUAAUAACACAUUUAAGAGUAUGUAAAUGCUUUCUGCCUGUAAAAUCUACAGCCAUAAAUGUUUCUUCCUAAAUGACUACGAAACCGAAUCACGUUUCUAGUGACCUUUUUGUCUCGGAGCCUGUACACUUUGGAUGGGGGAGAAAAAAAAAAUCAGACAGUAAAUAAAGUAAACAUUUUCACUGCAUAUUUGGACACACUUGUGUAUAGCUGUUGGCGGUUGUAAGAGACUUUGUAACUACAGACCGAACCAACUAAGAUGUUGCUAUUACUUGAAUGCCUGUUGACUAAUUUUUAUUUGGUUUUAUUUUUUUUUUAAUAAUUCACUCGAUACAGAUUUGUAUGUUUCCUCUCCUGUGAUGGUUAUGCUAAAUGUGUGUCUCUCUCUCUCUUUCUCUCUCUCUCUCUUUCUCUCUCUUUGUAAAUAGCGAUCCCUUCCUCUGUGUAAAAUGGUUCAGAGACGUAGUUACCCGGUACUGUCGUUUGCAAUGAAUAAAGUGUAGGUUAGCCUGAUAAAA
Messenger RNA from Tachysurus vachellii, 5667 nucleotides. It is a transcript of the gene gsk3bb, whose product is annotated as glycogen synthase kinase 3 beta, genome duplicate b. The transcript has 11 exons. Gene Ontology annotation, molecular function: tau-protein kinase activity; protein serine/threonine kinase activity; ATP binding. Gene Ontology annotation, biological process: regulation of microtubule cytoskeleton organization; negative regulation of canonical Wnt signaling pathway; extrinsic apoptotic signaling pathway in absence of ligand. Gene Ontology annotation, cellular component: cytoplasm; cytosol; beta-catenin destruction complex. The coding region runs from base 808 to 2076 and encodes 422 amino acids. NCBI's taxonomy places the organism in Eukaryota, Metazoa, Chordata, Actinopteri, Siluriformes, Bagridae. The record is from RefSeq and is a predicted model, not a curated record.